Molecule: messenger RNA, 2726 nt
Organism: Dreissena polymorpha
Lineage: Eukaryota; Metazoa; Mollusca; Bivalvia; Myida; Dreissenidae
Product: probable alpha-ketoglutarate-dependent hypophosphite dioxygenase
Exons: 9
Coding region: 106-1167 (353 amino acids)
Source: RefSeq, a predicted model, not a curated record
UCAAAACAUUGUACGGUCAAAGGUCAGAAAAUAUUACGUCCAAAUAAACACACGUACGAGGAUAAACCGAACUUGUGGACUUACAUUCAUUUUGUGAUAGUAAAGAUGUCGGGCAUUUAUUAUCCGGAUACAUUCACAAUUGUGCCACCUCAAAGUGGCUUUAAAAAGCCCGGACAGCUACCACCAGAACAGAUUCAACAAUAUUUUGACGAGGGUUACACUGUCGUGCGGGACUUCUUUACCCCCGAGGAGUUGCAGCCCUGCAGGGACGCCAUAGCUGACAUGGUGGACCAGCUGGCAAAGAAACUGCACGAGGCGGGAAAAAUCACGAAUUUGCACGACGAUGCGGGUCUGUUCCAGCGGCUGACGAAAAUCGAAGAGGAGUUUCCAGGGGCCAACAUCCUGCUCUUCAAACACCAGAAGAUACCCAAGGCGUUUCGCGAUUUGUGGUGCAGUGAGCGCCUGUUGAACUUGAUCGAGCAGCUGAUUGGUCCAGACAUCGCCGGCCACCCCGUGUGGAACAUGCGCACUAAGACGCCCAACAGCAUUGCGCUGGAUGUACCCUGGCACCAGGACUGUGGCUACUUCAGUGAGGAGUCAUACAACCACUUAAUCCCCACCGCCUGGGUUCCCUUCCUGGACACGGAUGAGACGAACGGAUGUCUCCAGAUGGCGCGGUACGGCCACAGACUGGGCAAGGUGGCCGCCCAUACGUGUUGCCAUAGCGACACGUGGUUUAUAGAUCUGGCGGAGGAGGAGAUGGAAAAGACGUUGGGGGUUGAUAUCAAGAACGAUCUAGUCACUGUACCAGUGCCGUAUGGCGGAUUUCUGCUGUUCAACAACAUGAUACCGCACAGAAGUCUGCCCAACCGCUCAAAUGACGUGCGCUGGAGUAUCGACCUCCGCUGGCAGUCCCCGCACGAGAACUAUGGGUUCUACGGUAUUGCGGAGGGAAUCUUGUUCCGGUCCAGCGAGCAGGAGCGCGUGGAGCCAGACUGGGAGAAGUUCUUGGCCGUGGACCGGAAGGAGGUGUGGCAAAAGAAGUACUUCAAACAGGUGAUUGAGACGGACCAGUUUGACACCACAGUUACUGGCCCUUGGAUCGGGCGCUGGCACGUGACCAACGAAAACAAGCACUCGCAGGCUUUCACGAAGUCAGUUAAUUAAGAGCGGGUUUGUGGUAGAAGAUGGCUGCAUUUAGGUGCUCACUCAGAGAUUUGACGGGUUCCUAUCAUUACUCUAAACUUAUACCAGCUGUGAUGAACAAUGUGAUGUUUAUCCAAUCUGUGAUGAACAAAGUGAUGAUGAUCGAUUAUAUUUUUAUUAUUCAUGGUUUAAAUUUUUAAUUGCGUGUCUUUUCCUGUUGUCAUUUUUGACAUCAAAUGAUAGAAAACUUAAUUACUGUAUGAAGACAUUUAGGUUGAUUUAAUGCUAAUUAAGAAAGCUACAAACAACUCAUCUUUCCCGUUCAGCAAGGAUUUUACUGAUUGCAGUUGUAAAUGGAUUUUCACAAUAUUUUUGUUCAUGAUGGACAUGCAUUUACGUAUUUGGAUAAUCAUAAAUGAUUAACACUAUUAUUUGGAUUCACAUUGUAUACAGAUGUACUUGUUAACAGUGUAAUGUAGAGUAUCUAUAUUAACACUUGUGCGGACCAUUUUAAAUAUUUAUGCCCCCCUUCGAAGAAGAGGGGGUAUAUUGCUUUGCUCAUGUCGGUCUGUCGGUCGGUCUGUCGGUCCGUCCACCAGGUGGUUGUCAGACAAUAACUCAAGAACGCUUGGGCCUAGGAUCAUGAAACUUCAUAGGUACAUUGAUCAUGACUCGCAGAUGACCCCUAUUGAUUUUGAGGUCACUAGGUCAAGGUCACGGUGACCUGAAAUAGUAAAAUGGUUUUUGAAUGAUAACUCAAGAACGCAUACGCCUAGGAUCAUGAAACUUCAUGGGUAGAUUGAUCAUGACUUGCAGAUGACCCCUAUUGAUUUUGAGGUCACUAGGUCAAAGGUCAAGGUGACCCGAAAUAGUAAAAUGGUUUCCGGAUGAUAACUCAAGAACGCAUACGCCAAGGAUCAUGAAACUUCAUGGGUAGAUUGAUCAUGACUCACAGAUGACCCCUAUUGAUUUUGAGGUCACUAGGUCAAAGGUCAAGGUCACAAUGACCCGAAAUAGUAAAAUGGUUUUCGGAUGAUAACUCAAGAACACAUACGCCUAGGAUCAUGAAACUUCAUAGGUAGAUUGAUCAUGACUUGCAGAUGACCCCUAUUGAUUUUGAGGUCACAAGGUCAAAGGUCAAGGUCACGGUGACCCGAUAUAGUAAAAUGAUUUUCGGAUGAUAACUCAAGAAUGCUUUUGCCUAGGAUCAGGACACUUCAUAGGUACAUUGAUCGUGACCUGCAGAUGGCCCCUAUUGAUUUUUAGGUCACUAGGUCAAAGUCACAGUGACAAAAAUCGUAUUCACACAAUGGCUGCCACUACAACGGACAGCCCAUAUGGGGGGCAUGCAUGUUUUACAAACAGCCCUUGUUUAUAUAUUAAAUAAUCUUCCUAUUUAGAAAUUAUCGUUUAUGUCAUAUUAAUUAUAACAUACACAAUUAAUUAAUUUUUGCAUUCUAGUUUAUUAUCGUUUCCAUGGAGUGUGCAAUAACAGUCGUUGUUUUCAACAAAGUACGAGUAUGUUAUGUCUUUGUUAUUAGAUCAAUAAAUAUCUGCAAUAAAAACUCUAAGAAAAAGUG